This is a messenger RNA of Sphaeramia orbicularis (orbiculate cardinalfish), 2426 nucleotides long. Its product is annotated as potassium voltage-gated channel subfamily A member 3-like. The coding region runs from base 125 to 1678 and encodes 517 amino acids. Gene Ontology annotation, biological process: action potential; potassium ion transmembrane transport; protein homooligomerization. Gene Ontology annotation, molecular function: delayed rectifier potassium channel activity; protein binding. The transcript has a single exon. Gene Ontology annotation, cellular component: voltage-gated potassium channel complex; membrane. NCBI's taxonomy places the organism in Eukaryota, Metazoa, Chordata, Actinopteri, Kurtiformes, Apogonidae. The record is from RefSeq and is a predicted model, not a curated record.
CAUAUGCAGGGAUAGGUGAUGGUUAGAAGACAUGUAAGUGGCGUCGCCCCCAGCGCUCCAAAGCUGUAGGCUUUGGCUGGGAGAGGCGUGGCGCACUCUGCCCUCCCAACAGACAACCACCUGUAUGGAUGACCAGACCUCCAGUGUGAUCCAGUCCCCCUCAUCCACCAGGCACCAGGGCAGCGACGCGACCGACAGCCGGGGUUAUGCCGAGGUGCAGAAGGGCGUCAUGACGGCAGAGAACAUGCUGGAGGAGUCCGCGGUGCUGUCGGCGCCUCACCUGUCGGUGGAUCGAUAUGAGCGCGGGCGCCAGGGAUGUUGUGAGAGGGUUGUGAUUAACAUUUCGGGGUUACGAUUCGAGACCCAACUGAAAACUUUCAACCAGUUCCCAGACACGCUGCUGGGGGACCCUAGGAAAAGGAUGCGCUACUUUGACCCACUGAGAAACGAGUACUUCUUCGACAGGAACAGACCCAGCUUUGAUGCCAUUCUGUACUAUUACCAGUCAGGGGGACGCAUACGGAGACCCGUCAAUGUCCCCAUUGAUAUUUUCUCAGAGGAGAUUAGAUUUUAUCAACUUGGAGAGGAGGCGAUGGAGAAAUUCCGCGAGGAUGAGGGCUUCAUAAAGGAAGAGGAGCGCGUCCUGCCCAAAAAUGAUUUCCAAAAGCAGGUUUGGCUUUUGUUCGAGUACCCUGAGAGCUCUGGGCCAGCCAGGGGCAUAGCCAUAGUAUCAGUGCUUGUUAUUCUGAUUUCGAUAGUCAUAUUCUGCAUGGAAACUCUACCGGAGUUUCGGGAUGAGAGAGACCAAGCCACAGUGGCGCCCACCGUCAAUGGCACAGCUCCAUAUGUGCCCAGCCCGUUCACAGACCCCUUCUUUGUGAUAGAGACGCUCUGCAUCAUAUGGUUCUCUUUUGAGUUGCUCGUCAGGUUUUUCGCCUGCCCCAGUAAAACUACUUUCUCUAAAAACAUCAUGAAUAUCAUUGACAUCGUGGCCAUUAUUCCCUACUUUAUCACUCUGGGGACCGAGCUGGCCGAGAGGGAAACCAACGGCGGGCAACAGGCGAUGUCUCUCGCCAUCCUGAGGGUGAUCAGACUGGUGAGGGUCUUCCGCAUUUUUAAGCUCUCACGACACUCAAAAGGACUUCAGAUCUUGGGACAGACUCUCAAAGCCAGCAUGAGGGAACUCGGGUUGCUGAUUUUUUUCCUGUUCAUCGGAGUUAUUCUGUUCUCUAGCGCGGUUUACUUUGCAGAAGCAGACGACCCCACGUCCAGUUUCACCAGCAUCCCGGACGCGUUUUGGUGGGCAGUGGUCACCAUGACCACAGUUGGAUAUGGAGACAUGCAUCCGGUGACUAUUGGUGGGAAAAUAGUAGGGUCUCUGUGCGCAAUCGCGGGCGUGCUCACCAUUGCCUUACCUGUGCCAGUGAUUGUGUCCAAUUUCAAUUACUUCUACCACAGAGAGACUGACGGAGAGGAGCACCCCCAGUACCUGCACACCAGCAGCUGUGAACACCUCCCCUCAGAGGAGCUGAGGAGGUCGUGCAGCUCCUCAUCCCUAAGCAAGUCUGAGUACAUGGUGAUAGAGGAGGGCAUCAACAGUGCGUUCAAACAGCCCAACUUCACCACCGAGAACAACCAGAACUGCGUCAACAUCAAAAAGAUUUUCACAGACGUGUAAAUGAGCCCCAGAUAGAUCAUCGUUUAUGGAGCAUGAACAAAACAGUAGCUAUAAUAUUAUUUUUUAUAUAACCAAAUGUGAUGUGUAAGUCCAUAUCUGUGGAUGACUGCUGCGUAAAUGUCCGCUUUAACAAGUCAUUUAUCUUUGACAAACGAAUCAAGUGAGGAGUUAUGAUUCCACGCGUUCACCUGUUUAAAGGGGUUUUCAUCCAAACAUCAGAGUAUUAAUAUGACUAAAACAUGCGCAGUGGAAAAGUAUUUUGUUUUUGUUUUUGUCUGGUUGUUCCAAGAAAGAAAGCAUAUUUUUCAUGUACCUAGUGGCCUGUUAAACAGAUAUUUUUGCAGUGUAUAUAUUGUCACACGAUGCCUAUACAUAUCUUGAUGUUACUGCGAAAGUCGUUGGUGUACAUGACUGGGAUACACGUGUAGCAUAGUCUACUAUAUUGCAUCUAACUGCCAAUCAAAAACGACGUCUUGUGCUUCGUGGAAAGAAAAGUUUAAUUGUCCAGUAAUGUCAUGAAUACACUGGUAAUUUAUAUAGCCGAAUACCUGUUUAGGUUAUAUUUAAUAUCAUAACCUGUCGUUGUUGGACUCUGAGUCUUGUUCAGAUUAUUAUUCAGGUAAUAAAACGCAGAGUGCUGUAGAUGGAAACGCUUAUCAUAAAGUAUAAGUCAAGCUUUUCGUAAAAUUGUAUUUUUAUUCAGAACUGCCAUAUAGCCUAUAUGAAAUAAAAAAAGAACAUCAAGUGA